Nematostella vectensis (starlet sea anemone) is the source of this 3222-nucleotide messenger RNA. RefSeq names its product dopamine receptor 1. NCBI's taxonomy places the organism in Eukaryota, Metazoa, Cnidaria, Anthozoa, Actiniaria, Edwardsiidae. The transcript has 2 exons. Gene Ontology annotation, cellular component: dendrite; membrane. Gene Ontology annotation, molecular function: neurotransmitter receptor activity; G protein-coupled serotonin receptor activity. Bases 1864 to 2844 code for a protein of 326 amino acids. The record is from RefSeq and is a predicted model, not a curated record. Gene Ontology annotation, biological process: chemical synaptic transmission; G protein-coupled receptor signaling pathway, coupled to cyclic nucleotide second messenger.
AGGGAACACUUACAGUAUGUGUGAGCAGGGAACACUUAUAGUAUGUGUGAGCAGGGAACACUUACAGUAUGUGUGAGCAGGGAACACUUACAGUAUGUGUGAGUAGGGAACACAUACUGUAAGUUGGGAGUAGGUCAAGCAUUUCAUUGCAAUGUGAAAAUAGUUAAAAUUUGAUAAAAUAAAGCCAGGACCAUGCAUUUGAAACCGGUUGUAUGUAUUCAAAAGGGGUGGGGAUGAUAUACAACUAUUUGAAAUAAAGUUGUCAGCGCAAACGCAAAUGAUGAUUAUCAAAUGGCAGUUCUUUGAUCGACAAAUACCAUGGAACUCGUCAACUUUCUACUAGAUGAAGAAAAAUGUUGAUAAUUCCUUCGAUUAUUUUACAUAUCAUCUUUAUUCUUACAACUAAUUAAUUCAAAUUGGCAGUGAUUAGCCUUAGAACUGCCAUUUGCCAUUCGCCAUUUGCACUGACGUUUAUUGAAAAUGUGUAUCUCAGGCCAUACAGAGGUGAAUGUUGUAACUAUGGAUCUUUUUUUGUCCUCAAAAUAAAUAGCAAAACUGUAGUCUUUCGGGUCUUUUCCCUAAACUGCCCAAAGAUUCUUCAUAUGAAAAUACUGUCUGUUUGACCUGAAGCCACUCGAAAAAUUUCCAUGUCCAAGAAACCCAGAAUAAGCCUGAAAGCAAUCUUUGAAUAAGGUAAUUAUCGCUAGACUCAAAAGACAAAAGCUGUGCAUUGCAUAAUCGCAAAACCGAAGACCUCUUUUCAACGAUACAUCGAUUUUAGGAUACAUUUUCUUUCUCCCGAGGCAUGUCGUAAAAUCCUGGUUUCACUGUAAUUGAUUUUUACAGAAGGCUGUAAAGAACCGAAAGGCCCCAACACCGUUAUUUCCUGGGAUUGCUGUACACAUUGCGGUACAAUGCUCUUGCAAGGUAUACCAAAAUUCAUAGAAAUAAAUCAAGUGUGAUUUGGCGAUUCUCUUUUUUUAAAGGUUAUUAACCCAUUGACAAAAAAUAAAAGAUGCAAAUAAAGAGUGGGCGUGAGGGGGGUCUUAAAACAGCAUAUAAUAUUGACAAAAUCCGCAAUACAACGUUAUAUAUUUUUUCGAAAUACAACCCGGUCUUUUAUCGCAAACCGCAACUUUUUAAUUAAACGCACUACUACAAAAAGAGGGUCCACAAUAGGCAUUUGAGAUGCGGUAUAUUCAGCGUUUUUAGCGAUCAGGAUACGAGAAUUCGGGUUUAACACAAGCAGGAUUAAACAUAAACACGAAGGCGUGCUAUAAAAGAGAUAGGUCCGCCCCCUUUUUCGCAAGCUUUCGCGCAAGUCGUCGUCAUUCCACAACUAGACUUCGUGGACCUCUGAAACUGAAACUGCCAGAAGAAAACAAAGAAAAAAGUACAGCCGUCCGACAAAUUACGAAAACUAAGCAGAUUUUUAUACAGCUAGAGAAAGUGUCGCCCAGGCUGAGGUUAAGGAACUUUUUUACAGUAGACACUAUAUCUUUUCACUUGGAAAACUAGCCCAACACAAGUGAAAAUCGAUCAAACACAAGUGAAAAUCGAUCAAACACAAGUGAAAAUCGAUCAAACACAAGUGAGAAUCGGUCAAACACAAGUGAGAAUCGGUCAAAUACAAGCCCAACACAAGUGAGAAUCGGUCAAACACAAGCCCAACACAAGUGAGAAUCGGUCAAACACAAGUGAGAAUCGGUCAAAUACAAGCCCAACACAAGUGAAAAUCGGUCAAAUACAAGCCCAACACAAGUGAAAAUCGAUCAAACACAAGUGAGAAUCGGUCAAACACAAGCGCAACACAAGUAAGAAUGUCAAACACAAGUGAGAAUAUCAAACAAGCGCAACACAAGUAUGAAUACUUCCAGCUUCAAUUCCUGUUUACCGUUAUCUUACAAACUCAGCGACGAGCCGAAACCGAGUCUUGAAGCAUUUUUUUUUAUUUUAUACUCCGUCUGUGGUCUCGCGGCAAUCAGUGGCAACACUUUAGUUCUUGUAGCCGUUUACAAGACCCCAAAUCUACAAACGGUAUCAAACAAGUUACUGUGCUCCUUGGCCUUUGCGGACUUACUGGUGGGUAUACUCCAUUGCCCGUUUUACUGCAUCAUGGUCGCCAUUCGCGCCGACAGCAGCGGGGCGACCCUCAAACUUGAUUUCUUUCUGUGGACGCAAACUCUCUUCUCAACGACGUUAAAUCUCAGUGCUGUAAGUGGUGAUAGGUACAUGGCGAUAAAAUGGCCGCUUAAGUAUGCCUUAACAAGCGAAAGAGUAUACACGGGAAUGAUUGUAUUUAUUUGGAUCUCAUCCUUCAUUUUAGCAGUACCGACUUUGGUCUUUAAAGAUCUAACAACAUUAAGUGCCUACACAGCGUUUUGCGCUUUCAUAACAUUGAUUCUUCCUUCUUUUAUCAUUACUUGGACGUACUUUGAGAUUGUGAAAAUUUCUAAACGACACGCCAGAAUCGCACCAUCACCCUCCCGUCAGCUUCCAGGGGUUGAGAACACCAUAGAAGACUCUCUAGGCAAUUUCAACCAAGGCCGAAUCGCACCGAUGGCCCCUUCCCGCUUUGCGAAAAACAGAAAAGCAGUGGCCACGUUCGCUAUAAUUGCAUCCAUGCUUGUUGUGACAUUCACGCCUAAUCUCUUUUUCGCUGUUUGGUUCAGCAAAGCUGAGAGCUGCGAAAAAGGAUAUCACAUUUUCCAAAUAUGGACUUGGUCACUCAUUGUUCUCUGCUCAGGAUCUGCAAUGAAUCCCAUCAUAUACGGGCUGAGAAACAGGGAGUUUAGGAGUGCGUUUAAAAGAAUACUGCGUUCUUUUCUUAAUACUAACAACUAAAAGGGCUGCACUUCUAUUUCAACGCGUCUUACUUUCUGUCGAGGCUGGGAAAGGGGGGGGUCAUGUCACUUGAAUAGGCAGGGGGAGGCAUGUUUUCGAAGCUUUGAAAUGCUGUUUUGAAACCCCUGCGAAAAUGAUCUCUUUCAAAUAGUAGCAUUUAAUAAACUUUUAAGCAUUGGGGACCAUGAACCGAAAAGUAAAUAAAUGAAAAUCUAAAUGAAAAGCAAAAUGUGGGUGGGGUAGGAAGUGAGGGUGUAUUUUAUCGCAAAUAAAGUAAAGUGCGUUGAAAUGAGCCGUUGAAUUACGAGGCUACAAAAUGACACGUCCUUUUUCAAAAUAAAAAGUUAACACAAGAAUGUGUAAAUAGAAGCAAUACUA